Molecule: messenger RNA, 1017 nt
Organism: Psilocybe cubensis
Lineage: Eukaryota; Fungi; Basidiomycota; Agaricomycetes; Agaricales; Agrocybaceae
Exons: 7
Coding region: 1-1017 (338 amino acids)
Biological process (GO): fatty acid elongation
Cellular component (GO): endoplasmic reticulum
Molecular function (GO): ketoreductase activity
Source: RefSeq, a predicted model, not a curated record
AUGGACGCGCAUAACGUCAAAGCCGCCGUUACUGCACUCAUACACGACCAACCGUAUGCCUCUGCUGUGCUAUUGGCCCUCGGAUCUGCUUGUGUUUUGAGAGUUGUGUAUCAGACAUUGUCUGUUCUUCUCCAGACAUUUAUUCUCCCUGGAGCUAGUUUGAAGCGUUAUGGCGCAAAGAAAGGAGCAUGGGCAGUAGUGACAGGCGCUACUGACGGAAUUGGCAAAGAAUUUGCUCUUCAGCUGGGCAAGGCAGGGUUCAAUGUUCUUUUGGUUGCUCGCAACAAAGAACUUCUCUCAAACACAGCUGCUGAGAUCGAGUCCAAAUACAAAGUGGCUGCUGCGACCUACUCUAUCGACUUUUCCAAGAACGAUGAAGUUGCUUUCAACGGCUUUGCGUCUGCAUGCGAAGGCCGCGAUAUCGGUGUUCUAGUUAACAACGUCGGGAAGUCGCAUGCCAUGCCAGCAUAUUACGUUGAUACUCCCAAAGAUGAAAUUGAAGACAUAGUUUCUAUCAAUAUCACUGCCACUUUACGCGUGACAUAUGCAGUACUUCCAGGCAUGGUUCAACGUAAACGUGGCCUGAUCCUCAAUAUUGGAUCUUUUGCUGGUUUUGUCCCUUCUCCUAUGCUUGCUACAUAUUCAGGAUCUAAGGCUUUCUUGGCCACAUUCACAAGCGCUUUGGCAGAAGAAGUGAAGAAGGACAACAUCACCGUUGAGCAUGUCAAUACUUACUUUGUCGUGUCUAAACUUUCCAAAAUACGCCACUCCUCAAUGCUUAUUCCCAAGCCUGGGCCCUAUGUUCGUUCUGUACUCAGCAAAAUUGGCCUUGCAUGCGGUGCAGAUUAUAGUGGACGACCCAACACUUCGACACCUUUCUGGUCGCACUCUCUGCUUGAAUACCUCAUUUCCUUCAUUGGUAUCCCCAGCCUUUUUAUUUCCUAUACUCACGGACUCCACAAGUCGAUCCGCAAGCGGGCACUGAAAAAGGCAGAGCGUGAAGCCAAAGUACAGUGA